AUAACUCGGUCAAUCAACGGGAUUUUUAGUUGCCACAAUUUUACGCGUCGCAGUGCCCUAGUCAACGCGACUCAGUCCACGGUGGCGACGGCCGUCCAUUAUCGAAACGAUGAGACAAUAAAAUACUGACUCGUCAAUAAACAUUAAACCGAGUAUCUGUUCAACGACAAAUUACGUGUCUUCCGCUCUCUGUUUUUGUUGUUGUACUUUUCUCCGUUUUCAAUUCUUAGCACUCACCAAUAACGGUCUGCGACUGUGGAUACGACGUGUCAGCAGCAGCUGUGCUGUGUAAUAGGUGACGUUUGUAGACUUCUAGUUUAUCGUUUGGUGGAUGUGUCGGUCUUUCAGGUGAAAGAGGUACAACCGCCCGUGCAUAAUGGCCGAGAAGAGAAAAGGCAAACGGCGACGUGAUGAGGAGUACAGCUUGGACCCUGAGGCCGCAGCUGAUAAACCGAGCAAAACCGAGUACUCUGUGGCUGCCUGGUUGCGCAAGCACGCUCCACACAAAAAGACAAAAUUUGCCGGACACAAUGUCGAGUACUUUACAGGUAGCAAAGCUGUUGACAGUCUAUUGGAAUCAAAAUGGGCAACCAGUGAGAAAUUGUUCACUACCAGACAGGAGAUCGAAACUUUUUUGGACUUAAUGUUGAAGCAUCAGUUUUAUCACCGUGCCAAGAAAGUGCCGAUAUCUGAUCAGGAACUAAAAGCUAUGAAAAAUAAGAAAUCCAAAAAGUCAAAUGAUACUGAUAAAGAUGAGAAGAAAAAAACAGAUAAAAAGAAAAAAGAUAAGAAAGAUGAUGAAAGCGAAGAAACUAGUAAAGAUGAUAAAAUUGAUGAUGAUAAAAUCAAAUCCACUGAAAUUGAACGGAAAAAAAAAAGUCGUAAAAUACGUUUAGAAAUGCAUAUGGAACAAUCAUUUGUUGACAAUUUGGAUGCAUAUGUUUGGAUUUAUGAUCCUAUUCCAUUUUAUUAUUGGGUAAUAGGAACAUUCAUUGUAUUUGGAGGAAUUGGAAUUUGUUUAUUCCCAUUAUGGCCACCACAAGUGAGAAUGGGUGUGCAGUACUUAAGUAUAGCAGCGGCAGGAUUCCUUAUAUUCAUUAUUGUUUUGGCCAUUCUUAGAUUAGUCUUAUUCAGUUUGCUUUGGAUAUUGACAACAGGCAAAUUACAUUUUUGGCUAUUCCCAAAUUUAACAGAAGAUGUUGGCUUCUUUGCUUCAUUUUGGCCCAUUUAUACAUAUAGUGUAUUCUAUAAAAAAAGUGCUAAAAAGGGAAAGAAAAAAAAGGAGAAAUUAUCAGAUGAUGAGGAUGAAGAUGAUAAAAAACUGGAUGAUUGUGAUGAAGAAAAAAAAUCUUCAGAAUCUGAAAUCGACGAAAAGGUUCCUGAAACUGAAACAUUUGAACAUGACAACACAUUAUUAGAUACAGAAUCUGGGCAAUUUGAAAAUCCAAAAUGUUCUGAAGAUUCCUCUUCAACUGAUACUGAAUCAAGUAGCCAGCAGUCGCACAGUGGUAAUGAUUUUGUCAUGGUGGAAAAACAUGAUGCCCAAGACACAUAAUAAUAAGUAAUUAAGUAUAAUUUAU
Messenger RNA from Myzus persicae (green peach aphid), 1580 nucleotides. It is a transcript of the gene Trp1, whose product is annotated as translocation protein SEC62. Gene Ontology annotation, biological process: post-translational protein targeting to membrane, translocation. The record is from RefSeq and is a predicted model, not a curated record. Lineage: Eukaryota; Metazoa; Arthropoda; Insecta; Hemiptera; Aphididae. The transcript has 8 exons. Gene Ontology annotation, cellular component: endoplasmic reticulum membrane; endoplasmic reticulum. The coding region runs from base 377 to 1555 and encodes 392 amino acids.